Molecule: messenger RNA, 3732 nt
Organism: Oldenlandia corymbosa var. corymbosa
Lineage: Eukaryota; Viridiplantae; Streptophyta; Magnoliopsida; Gentianales; Rubiaceae
Source: the annotation of a GenBank genome assembly
CCAAAAAAAAAAAAAAAAAAAAAAUGGAGCCCGCUACUUGCAUGAUUGCCACGUGUCACCUUAGUAUCUGCUAUAAAACAAGCCAAUAUUUUCUUUUUAAAUAAUCCUUGCUGUCUGAAGGCACCAGCAGAAUUUUUUCUAAUUGGCAGAGCUGCUGCUCCACAGAGAGUUAGGUUAACUGGGACUCCAAUUUCAAAAAAAAAUAUCAUCAUUUCAGGCCAAAAAAAGGAGGUUGGUGUUUUCAAGAUUGUUUUCUUGUGGUUUUUGAGGAAUCAUUUUAUAGGUUUCUUGUGGCGAUUUGUCUGGAGAGCUGUAAACUGGAGCCCAUGCAAUUUCAAGAGUAAAAUCUUCUAGAUGAAUUGCUUGCUGAAAACCAUGUGGGCAUUCUGAAGUGUCUUUUCUCAUUAAUCAUCAUCUUCAUAUAUGGAAUCUAGUGAAAGGAAUCUUGAAAAGGUUUUCCCCAAUGGUGAUGUCUAUGUGGGUAUUUUCAAAGGACUACUUCCUCAUGGAAAAGGGAAAUAUACUUGGUCUGAUGGAACGGUUUAUGAUGGUCUUUGGGAAGAAGGGAAAAUGACUGGGAAAGGUCGGAUUUCCUGGCCAUCAGGGAACACAUAUGAGGGUGAUUUUUCUGGAAAUUACCUCCACGGUUUUGGAACAUUUACCGGUUCUGAUGGAUCUGUAUACAGGGGCAGCUGGAGGGUAAACUUACAGCAUGGAAUUGGGCGAAAGAAAUAUCGUAAUGCAGAUGUCUAUGAUGGAAGUUGGAAAGAGGGCAUAAGGGAAGGCAGUGGAAGGUAUGCAUGGUGUAAUGGGAACAUGUAUAUUGGAAGUUGGAAAAAUGGAAAAAUGAGUGGUAGAGGGGUUAUGAAGUGGAAUAAUGGAGAUCUUUUCGAUGGACGUUGGUUGAAUGGAUUAAGGCAUGGUACAGGAUGCUAUCGGUUCUCAGAUGGAAGUUACUAUUUUGGGACAUGGACCAAAGGUUUGAAAGAUGGGCUCGGGACAUUUUAUCCUGCCAAAAAUAAACAAUUACCCUCAAAAAAGCCUGCUGCUGAAAGAAAUGCUGACAAAAAGAAAAGGCAACUGGUACAUAGUUCAUCAGUAACCUCCGAUAGGUCUUCGAGACGUAGUGUCAGGCGUAGUCUUUCAGAGAAAAUGUCUAACGGUCUUUCCCGAACUUCAAGCCAGAUAUCAUCACGCAGGACAGCAUCACUAGGCGAAGAUAGUGUUCUUGAUGACAUUAGUGUGGAUGUUUCACGUGAGUCUUUAUCACUGAUAUCUCUUCAUGCUGAUGAUGAUCAAUCGGAGUUCCUGGGAAAUGGAACUCUUGCUUAUGAAAGGGAAUAUAUGCAAGGAGUCCUAAUCAAGGAAAGGAUUAGAAGUGUUAGAGGAAAGUCUAUAAAAUUGAAAAAGAGGUGUAAGUUUCAUGCUGAAGAAGUGAAAAUGAAGUCAUGUGUCAAUGUAUUUGAGCACCAUAAAAGUUACUAUUUAAUGCUUAACUUGCAACUUGGUAUCAGGUAUACAGUGGGUAAAAUCACCCCUGUGCCUGCACGUGAAGUAAGGUCAUCCGAUUUUGGUGAACGAGCAAGAAUCAGAAUGUACUUUCCUAAGAAAGGCUCACAGUUUACUCCUCCACAUCAUUCCGUUGACUUCUAUUGGAAGGACUACUGCCCUAUGGUGUUCAGAAACUUGAGAGAAAUGUUCAAGCUAAGUGCUGCAGACUAUAUGAUGUCCAUUUGUGGAGAUGAUGGUCUUAGAGAGAUUUCUUCUCCGGGAAAGAGUGGCAGUAUUUUCUAUCUCUCAGGCGAUGAUAGAUUUGUAAUCAAGACUUUGAACAAAUCAGAGCUGAAGGUUUUUCUGAGAAUGUUACCUCGUUACUAUGAUCACGUGAAGGAGCACGAGAACACUCUGAUAACAAAAUUCUUUGGUUUGCACAGAAUAAUAUUGAGACAUGGGAAAAAGGUGCGCUUUGUGGUCAUGGGAAAUAUGUUCUGCACGGAGUUGCGGAUUCAUCGUCGCUAUGAUCUAAAAGGCUCAACUCUGGGGAGAUUUACAAAGAAAGACAAAAUUGAUGAGGGCACUACCUUAAAAGAUCUUGAUUUAAAUUAUGAGUUUCAUAUGGACAAGUUAUUGCGGGAAGCACUAUUCGAGCAACUUUCAUUGGACUGCAAGUUUUUAGAGUCUCAGCAUAUAAUUGAUUACAGCCUUCUGCUGGGAUUGCAUUUCAGAGCUCCUGAAAAUCUCACGCCCCUUUUGGAACCUCCCGAUGCAUUACGCACACCUGAGAACACACAAAAUGUUACUGAUGGAGGCUGGAAAUUUGACAUCUUGUUUGCUGAAGGUUUGAAGUCUGCUGGGGAGCUCCUAAUUCCUCCGAGGGGUUUGCUUUUGGUGACUCAUGAGCCAAGUUUUGUCAGUACUGAACCAGGUCCUCAUAUACGAGGUAGUACCUUGAGAGCAAUGUCUGUUGGUGACAAAGAAGUUGAUCUUCUUCUGCCUGGUACCGCAAGGUAACUUGCUUGUUUAGUUUUCAACUUGCACAUCUUCAGUUAUCAUUUUUUACUGGUAAUAACUCGAGUAAGUGUCUUGGACUUUUAAGGAUGCUUAAUGAAUGUGCUUUUAGUGUAGCCUGGACCAAGUAAAUGUGUUCUAAGUCAUUGUUUUGCAAUCCUAGUCUCCUAUUGACAGAAACUUGUCUCCUGUCUUAUUUGAUGCAAAUAUAAUAGUCAUAUAUAGAUAUGAUCCAUAAUUGCUGUGGAGUAUUUGGCUUCAUCUUGUAAUAUUCAAAUUAGCUUUCUAAGGCUCGCAGAUUAGUACUGCAUCUGGCCAAGAAUUAGUAUCAGAAUUUCUCAACUUCCCUAUGUGGUUAUCCAAGUAUUUUCCGCUGUCCAAGUCUAGUCUGUAUUGCAGGCACGUCCAUACAUUUAAUAUUGCUGAACUUCACUCUAUGUUUGGCAUUAUUGUAAAUCAUGAGAACUUUCGGUGUCCAUCACUUGCCACUCUCUUUUCCAGCACCGAGCUGUUUUAUGCAUUAUUAUAGAAUAUGGGUAUGAACUUUUUUUGGGUAUGUAUUUAGGUUGAGGGUGCAACUUGGUGUGAACAUGCCUGCUCAGGCAAAUCGCAAACUCCGGCAGGAUGAGUCUGACCCAGCAGAAGUUGAACUAUUUGAGGUUUACGAUGUUGUCCUAUAUCUCGGCAUUAUUGACAUACUGCAGGAAUAUAAUGUGAGGAAGAAAUUGGAGCACACAUACAAAUCCAUGCAGUCCGAUCCGAUGUCCAUUUCAGUCAUAGAACCCAAGAUAUAUGCGAAACGGUUUUACAGCUUCCUGGAGAAGGUAUUCCCAAGUGUACAGUGAGGAGGAUCAUGGCAACUUUCUGCCCGUAUCCUCUUGGAAAAGCCCCCCUUUUUUCCUUUAAAGUUUAAACCACAUAGCACUACUUGUACACUAAUCGGUUGCUUGAGUUCAACCACUUUCAUGAUUUCAUCUGAUUUACUUGUACAGUACAGUUAUGAUUUAGGAGUUCUUUUUAGUUUUUUUUCCACUUACCACUAUCGAAUUGUAUUAGAAUUUAGAAUCUAUACCCUUUUUGGAGAUUGAAAUUAAGCACCACAGUUAAUUUGAGUUGAUGUUUCACAUUGAAUGAAAGACCUUGAGGCCUAUUAGUUUAAAUACUUUCUGUCCAGAAUAAAAAUCUCGUUGUGUAAUAAAAUAGCGCGACAAACAUGAUUUUUAU